AUGGAUGCCGUCCGCUCCGCCCUCCAGCCCGUAACGCACAACCUCCCCGCCCCGAUCCGCGACCUCGGCGUCUCCAUCAUCGGCGAGCACUGCUACAAGUCCCUCCUCCUAGACAUCAACGUUGAGGAUGUAGACUGCAUCAAACUCGGCCUGUCCAAGGGCAUCGGCCUGGGCAUCGUCGGCGUCUCCAGUAUCGUCAAGCUGCCGCAGAUCCGCAAGCUCACCUCCUCGCAAUCCGGCGAGGGCAUCUCCGUGCUCUCCUACCUCCUCGAGACCGCCUCCUACCUCGUCUCCCUCGCCUACAACUACCGAAACCAGUUUCCCUUCAGCACCUACGGCGAGACGGCGCUCAUCAUGGGCCAGAACGUCAUCAUCACCGUCCUCGUGCUCAACUACACCGGCCGCGCGGGCCUGGCGGCCGUCUUCGUCACUGCUCUGGCUGUGGCGAUGGGCGCGCUCUUCGCCGGAGGCCUGCUUGAUAUGCAGACGCUGGGAUACCUCCAGGCCGGCGCGGGCGUGUUGAGCGUCGCGAGCAAGGUUCCCCAGAUUCUUGCGAUCUGGUCUGAGGGCGGCACUGGACAGCUCAGCGCCUUUGCUGUCUUCAACUACCUCCUCGGCUCCCUCUCCCGCAUCUUCACCACCCUCCAGGAGGUCGACGACAAGCUCAUCCUGUACAACUUCAUCGCGGGCUUCCUGCUCAACGCCGUCCUCGCCUCGCAGAUGGCGUACUACUGGAACGCGCCCUCCGCCAAGGCCAAGGGCAAGCAGAAGGUCCCCAUCGCCGCGGCCCCUGGCAUCGCUGCGCCGUCGGCUACCUCGAUUGCCACGUCCAAGAAGGCUCCUACCACGCGCCGCCGCGGUUAA
Colletotrichum aenigma is the source of this 864-nucleotide messenger RNA. Its product is annotated as Mannose-P-dolichol utilization defect 1 protein-like protein. Lineage: Eukaryota; Fungi; Ascomycota; Sordariomycetes; Glomerellales; Glomerellaceae. The transcript has 2 exons. The record is from RefSeq and is a predicted model, not a curated record. The coding region runs from base 1 to 864 and encodes 287 amino acids.